Molecule: messenger RNA, 3124 nt
Organism: Pseudoliparis swirei
Lineage: Eukaryota; Metazoa; Chordata; Actinopteri; Perciformes; Liparidae
Gene: acot20
Product: acyl-CoA thioesterase 20
Exons: 4
Coding region: 446-1693 (415 amino acids)
Biological process (GO): fatty acid metabolic process; acyl-CoA metabolic process
Molecular function (GO): fatty acyl-CoA hydrolase activity
Source: RefSeq, a predicted model, not a curated record
UUAUGCUUUUAAAUAAUGUUCCGUUAGAUGGGAGAUAACAUAUAUAUUGUUUUUUUACUGUAUGACCCAAACUAGUCUGUUGGUUUAAAAAAACAUUAUCGUACUUAAAGCUGUAAAGUUAUAUUUUUCUUACUUACCUGCCGGGGUAACAAUAUCAAGUUAACUUAAGGAGGACUUUAUCCAUCAUGUUACAGUUAAAGUUAGCGUUCAUGUUUUGGUUGCAAACUACUCGUCGCAGGUUCGUAUAACCCUAUCAGCAUUUCUUUCAAUCACAUGAGGAGACAGCUGCUUGUUGACCAUUACAUAAAGUCAGCGUCUUUUUCUUCCUGGUCGACUUCCAGAUGCAGUGACAACAUAGAUGUACCAACAAGACUAGUGUCUGAGUAAAGGGAAAGACCAUUCAAGCCAUUACAGUGACUCACUGCUCCCAUCUCGAAGAGCUGAAAUGGCUUGCUCACAGAUCCGCCUGAGAAUUCUCCCCAGCGUUCGUUGUCUCUUCGAUAAGCUGGUGCAGGUAAAAGUAGAGGGUCUCGCUCCUCACAAAGAAGUUACAUUGAGAUCCAAACUAGUUGAUGACCGAGGGGUGAUUUUUAAGGCCUCUGCCCUGUACAAAGCAGACGAAACUGGCCAGGUGGAUGUCUGCCGUGCGCCCUCUCUCGGAGGAAGUUACACCGGAGUGGAGCCCAUGGGUUUGUUUUGGGCCAUGGCACCAGAAACUCUGCACAGUAAAUUCCUGAAGAAGAAUGUGCUCGGCCCAAUAGGGGUGGAGAUAGAAGCCCUGAGUGGAGAGACGGGUGAGGUUUUAGCCUCUGAAACCAACAAGAGAGGAUUCAUGACAGAGGGGAUGAAGAGAGUACCUGUAAAAGAGGGAAGGAUACGAGGAGUCCUCUUCGUACCACCAGGAAAGGGUCCAUUCCCAGGAAUAGUGGAUAUGUACCUAUUAGGGGGACGUCUUACUGAGUCCAGAGCCAGCCUCCUGGCAAAUAAAGGUUUUGUUGUCUUGGCACUGGCCUAUAUGGGCUACGAGGAUUUACCAAGUAACCCUAACAAGUUGGAUCUGGAGUACUUUGAAGAGGCUGUAACAUAUCUGAGGAAUCAGCCAGAGGUCAAAGGUCCUGGGAUUGGCAUCAUAUCAAUUUCCCACAGUGGCGGUUUGGCGUUGUCCAUGUCCUCCUUCCUCUCUGGGAUCUCAGCGACCGUCUGCAUUAAUAGCUGCAAUGCAAAUACAGUGCUUCCUGUACACUACAGAGACACCGUUUUAACCCCGCUGCAACCUGUCAUUGAGAAUAUCAAAACCACAGACUCUGGGCUUCUAGAUAUACGCGAUGUCUUGUCUGACCCUUCCUUGGAAAAGAACAGGGUGUCAUUGAUUCCAAUUGAACGCGCCAGCUGCCAGUUCCUGUUUGCCGUUUCUGAAGACGAUCGCAACUGGAACAGUGCUUUUUUUGCCCGGCAGGCCGCCGCAACGCUGAGGAAUCACGGCAAAGAGAAUUUUCAGGUGGUGACGUACCCUAAAGCGGGACACAUUUUGGAUGUCCCUAACAUGCCUCAUUGUCCGUCUGGGUAUCACGCGGCAGUUGGGACUGAGGUGAUGUUUGGUGGGGAGCCAAGGGCUCACGCUGAGGCUCAGCUGGACCUGUGGGAAAGAGUCCAGGAGUUCUUCAAGAGCCACUUGGACAACAAGGGUACUUAGCAAGCUAUGCUGCAUCAAGCAUCCAAGAAUGGCCGUCAUUAGCAAUGCUUAACCUUGCCUUUAGAUUCUUAUAGAGGAGGUCUAUAGAACGGGUAUUCAAUGAUGCUGUUUGAGUGUUCUUAAGCUUUGGACUCUUCUGGAGCCGAGACGAACUCGGCAUACUUUGGUUCCAAAUGGCUUUUCCCCCCCAAUACGCUUCAAUGCGUCACACGACACAAAAAGUAUGUUUUCAGAUAUAGUUUCCUUUCCCAUCAGAUAUUUGUACUUGUCAUAACGGGGAACUUGUGGUGGAGCUCUUACCGAUAAUAAUGAUGUCUUUGUUGUUGCAGUGAGCGAGCACAGUAGCAGCACUCUGAUGCAUCUAAAUGUAGCAUCACUACAGUUUAUAAUUACAGCUGCAAAGACCCGACAGCUGCUGUGGAAACAACCCAUAUGUCUCCCUUUGUUUAUAUAUCUAGAUAUAGAUAGAUAUGUAUCUAUAGAUACACAUUGCACUUAUUGCCUCAAUCAAAUGCAGCAUUAUCUUCAUAAAUGAUAACGGUUUGAUUAUUUGGGUUUUGAUGUAAAAAAAGCUGAGUAAUAACUUAUUUUGAUAAUAAAUUCACUUUGAUUGGGAUCAUAUUGUGAUAAUGUUUUUAUGUUGUGUUACCAGUUACCACUUUGCAUUGACCAUAUUAUGAUUGUUUUACUGUAAUUCUACACACAUUUGCCACAACAUGAUAUAUAUAUAUAUAUAUGUAAUAUAUACACUACCGUUCAAAAGUUUGGGGUCAUCCAGACAAUUUCUUGUCUAACAUGAAAACUCACUUUUAUUUAUCAAAUGAAUUGAAAAUUGAAUAGAAAAUAUAGUCAAGACAUUGACAAGGUUAGAAAUAAUGAUUAAUAUUUGAAGUAUUAAUUUUGUUCUUCAAACUUCAAGCUCAAAGGAAGGCCAGUUGUAUAGCUUAUAUCACCAGCAUAACUGUUUUCAGCUGUGCUAACAUAAUUGCACAAGGGUUUUCUAAUCAGACAUUAGUCUUCUAAGGCGAUUAGCAAACACAAUGUACCAUUAGAACACUGGAGUGAUAGUUGAUGGAAAUGGGCCUCUAUACACCUAUGGAGAUAUUUCAUUAGAAACCAGACGUUUCCACCUAGAAUAGUCAUUUACCACAUUAACAAUGUAUAGUGUGUAUUUUUGAUUCAUGUUAUCUUUAUUGAAAAAACAGUGCUUUUCUUUGAAAAAUAAAGACAUUUCUAAGUGACCCCAAACAUUUGAACGGUAGUGUAUAUAUAUAUAUCAUGUGUGUAAUAUAUAUAUAUAUAUGUAAUAUAUAUAUAUAAUAUAAGACAACAAAUCGGAAUAUAAGUAGAUUGACGUCAACCAUAUAGCCAAGCUAUUGAUCCACUUACUGUUCUUUUGUUAUUGUAUUAAUAAAGAGGUGUCAAUUUCAA